GUACUGGAGCAGACGUAGAGAGCUGCUAGCACUAGCAGGAUCUGAAACAGGAAUACACGGGUUGAUGUCACCAGACGGCGCUGCAAGACGUCAUCCAUUGAUAAGCCAUCGAUACCAGAGGAAAUCAGCGCACUCGGGCUUGGCAGACCUGCUGUACCUCGUCAUACCUCGCAGCACACUGGGCACACGACCACACAACAGACUAACACAACAGACAAACAGUUCCUUCUCGCUGCUUGACACCACGGACUAAAUGGCCAAAGUUGUCAUUGUGCUGCUGGCAGCCACCCUAGUGUUGUACAUCGCCCACGUGAGCGAAUGUACCAGCGACCUGCAGAUGUUCUGCUGCACCAUACUGAACCAGUCCCUGACCGACCUAGACGCCUGCUAUGAGAAGACCACGACCUACACGAUCGAGGGUAAGGACCCCGCCAUCUUGGCCUACUUAUGCUGCCUGGGCUACUUCUCUGACGUGGACCACGACUGGAUCCGGCACCUCGACGACGACUUUGUGGUGUUCAUCUCAGACCAGACGAGCAGCGCCAUCUUGCUCACCAUCGCCAACUUCACGGUCACGUGCUCGGCCUCCACCUCUGAACUGCUCACCUUGACCCAGUUUAAACAUUGGAACGUCACCAAGUCUGCUAGAGACUGCUGAGAAUCGGACUGGCCCUGACAAUUUUAGUUCAUGUCUGAAGCAAGUGUGAACAUUUAGUUCAGACCAGAGGAAAUGUUGCUGACAUCUGAACCCUAGAAAUGGUGGGGUCACCUAGGGUCAAAUGUCCAGACACUAGCCUAGUAUGACAGGAGUUUCGUCUGAUUCUGCAACUAAAUCAUCUGCUUCAUGCAGUCAUUGAAGUGUUUUUUUUUCGUUGGCCCAUCGUUCAUCUUUCUUACAUUUCGCUGGCCACCACUAAUGUUCAUGAUGGCCACCACUAAUGUUCAUGAUGGCCACCACUAAUGUUCAUGAUGGCCACAAGUAUGGCCAAACUACAACAUCUGUUGAAACUAGUGAGGCACUGCUGAAUCCUGGCGACACCACGUGACCCGGCUACAUAUUUGGCCAAUUUUUGGAUAGACCUUGUUUACACACUUUAGCUCAUGAUAACUCCUUUAUCUGUCAACUUUAGCUCUCAAUUAUAAAUGUCAACUUUAGCUGGCAACUUUCAAUGUCAACUUUAGCUGUCAACUUUCAAUGUCAACUUUAGCUGUCAACUUUCAAUGUCAACGGUCAGCUGGUAAAGUUCUAAAGUAAUUUAAACAUUUACAAGUCACUGAUUGCACCCUAGUGGGUGUGGUCACGUAAUAGACUGGACUAUUCCCCGUCCAUUAUUAAGCUCAGCUCAAUGAAGUGGCAGAGUUUAGUCCCCCCCCCCACCCCCACCCGCAAGAAAUUUCCAGACACCCGCUAGUUGGGGCAUGUUGUCGUGUAUGUACUGUUGUGGCGAGUGUAAAACGAUGUUGUCGUGUAUGUACUGUUGUGGCGAGUGUAAAAUGAUGUUGUCGUGUAUGUACUGUUAUGGCGAGUGUAAAAUGAUGUUGUCGUGUAUGUACUGUUGUGGCGUUGUAAAAUGAUGUUGUCGUGUAUGUACUGUUGUGGCGAGUGUAAAACGAUGUUGUCGUGUAUGUACCUUUGUGGCGAGUGUAAAAACGAUGUUGUCGUGUAUGUACUGUUAUGGCGAGUGUAAAAUGAUGUUGUCGUGUAUGUACUGUUAUGGCGAGUGUAAAAUGAUGUUGUCGUGUAUGUACUUUUGUGGCGGUGUAAAAUGAUGUUGUCGUGUAUGUACUGUUGUGGCGAGUGUAAAAUGAUGUUGUCGUGUAUGUACUGUUGUGGCGAGUGUAAAAUGAUGUUGUCGUGUAUGUACUUUUGUGGCGGUGUAAAAUGAUGUUGUCGUGUAUGUACUUUUGUGGCGGUGUAAAAUGAUGUUGUCGUGUAUGUACUGUUAUGGCGGUGUAAAAUGAUGUUGUCGUGUAUGUACUGUUGUGGCGAGAUUAAAAUGAUGAUGUUGUCGUGUAUGUACUGUUGUUGCGUUGUAAAAUGAUGUUGUCGUGUAUGUACUGUUAUGGCGAGUGUAAAAUGAUGUUGUCGUGUAUGUACUGUUAUGGCGAGUGUAAAAUGAUGUUGUCGUGUAUGUACUUUUGUGGCGGUGUAAAAUGAUGUUGUCGUGUAUGUACUGUUGUGGCGAGUGUAAAAUGAUGUUGUCGUGUAUGUACUGUUGUGGCGAGUGUAAAAUGAUGUUGUCGUGUAUGUACUUUUGUGGCGGUGUAAAAUGAUGUUGUCGUGUAUGUACUUUUGUGGCGGUGUAAAAUGAUGUUGUCGUGUAUGUACUGUUAUGGCGGUGUAAAAUGAUGUUGUCGUGUAUGUACUGUUGUGGCGAGAUUAAAAUGAUGAUGUUGUCGUGUAUGUACUGUUGUUGCGUUGUAAAAUGAUGUUGUCGUGUAUGUACUGUUAUGGCGAGUGUAAAAUGAUGUUGUCGUGUAUGGGCUGUUAUGGCGAGUGUAAAAUGAUGUUGUCGUGUAUGUACUGUUAUGGCGAGUGUAAAAUGAUGUUGUCGUGUAUGUACUUUUGUGGCGGUGUAAAAUGAUGUUGUCGUGUAUGUACUGUUGUGGCGAGAUUAAAAUGAUGAUGUUGUCGUGUAUGUACUGUUGUUGCGUUGUAAAAUGAUGUUGUCGUGUAUGUACUGUUAUGGCGAGUGUAAAAUGAUGUUGUCGUGUAUGUACUGUUAUUGCGAGUGUAAAAUGAUGUUGUCGUGUAUGUACUGUUAUUGCGAGUGUAAAAUGAUGUUGUCGUGUAUGUACUUUUGUGGCGGUGUAAAAUGAUGUUGUCGUGUAUGUACUGUUAUGGCGAGUGUAAAAUGAUGCUGUCGUGUAUGUACCUUUGUGGCGAGUGUAAAAUGAUGUUGUCGUGUAUGUACUGUUGUGGCGAGAUUAAAAUGAUGAUGUUGUCGUGUAUGUACUGUUGUGGCGUUGUAAAAUGAUGUUGUCGUGUAUGUACUGUUGUGGCGAGUGUAAAGUUGUCCCCGUGUUCUACCAACACACUGUAGAUAGCACCCAUAUAAGUGCGGCAGGCAGGCACCGGCCUAAUGUGUCAGAUCAAAGCUGGUCCCAGGAUGUCGUGAUACCUGUUGUCAUCAAACCAUAAUAUGUCGUGAUACCUGUUGUCUUCAAAUAAAUCUUCGAGUCAAGCGUU
Molecule: messenger RNA, 3190 nt
Organism: Physella acuta
Lineage: Eukaryota; Metazoa; Mollusca; Gastropoda; Physidae
Source: RefSeq, a predicted model, not a curated record